Messenger RNA from Drosophila miranda, 1366 nucleotides. RefSeq names its product juvenile hormone acid O-methyltransferase (gene jhamt). Bases 141 to 1124 code for a protein of 327 amino acids. NCBI's taxonomy places the organism in Eukaryota, Metazoa, Arthropoda, Insecta, Diptera, Drosophilidae. The record is from RefSeq and is a predicted model, not a curated record. The transcript is spliced from 2 exons.
UGGAUAUCUCUCUCUCCCUUUUGUAAUCGUACUCUUCCUCUCCGGAACCAAUGGAAUCGCAAAGCUUUAAAAAUAAAUGAACUAAUCGGAAAGAAACUUCGACGUCAUCGCGGCUCUGACGGAGGGAGAGCGUGUGGCAAAUGGGAGGCCGUGAGAGACGUUCGGACGUCACCGGAACGUAUAUAAAGCUGUGGAUUCGAUGCAGUGCCCCACCAGUCGCCGACAUGAAUCAGGCCUCGCUCUACCAGAACGCCAACCAGGUGCAGCGCCACGACGCGAAGCUGAUCCUGGAGGAGUUCGCCUCGACGCUGCAGUGGCGAUCGGACGGGGAGGACGCCCUCCUGGACGUGGGCUCUGGCUCGGGCAAUGUCCUGAUGGACUUCGUGAAGCCCCUGAUACCGCGGGGGGCCCAGCUGGUGGGCACCGACAUCUCCAGCCAGAUGGUGGGCUUCGCCAGCCAGCACUACCAGAGGGAGGAGCGCACCCAGUUCCGGGUGCUGGACAUUGGCUGCGAGCGACUGCCGCAGGAGCUGAGCGGCGGCUUCGAUCACGUCACGUCCUUCUACUGCCUCCACUGGGUGCAGAACCUGCGCGGGGCCCUGGCCAACAUUUACGAUCUGUUGAGGCCCGAAGGCGGCGACUGCCUGCUCGUGUUCCUCGCCUCCAAUCCCGUCUACGAGGUGUACAAGAUCCUGCAGUUGAACGAGAAGUGGUCGGGGUACAUGCAGGACGUCGAGCAGUUCAUCUCCCCGCUGCACUACAGCUCCAAUCCGGGCGAGGAGUUCGCUCAGCUGCUCAACGAAGUGGGCUUCAUCCAGCACAAUGUCGAGAUUCGCAGCGAGGUCUUUGUCUACGAGGGUGUCAGGACUCUGAAAGACAAUGUCAAGGCUAUUUGCCCCUUCCUGGAACGCAUGCCAGCGGCCCUGCACGAAGAUUUCCUCGAUGACUUUAUACAGAUUGUCAUCUCCAUGAAUCUGCAGCAGGGCGAUCAGGCCAACGAUCAGGAUCAGAAGUUUAUAUCCCCUUACAAGCUGGUGGUGGCCUAUGCUCGCAAGUCCCCGGAAUUUCUAAACAAUGUUCUGGUCGAGUCCCCGCAUCAGAAGCGCCUCAAGGGCCUGAAUUAGGGCUCCUCUGAGUGUUAGUAAAAAUUUAUCUUGUAUCUUAGUUUGAUUGCAGUGCUUAAAACCACUUAAACAGAGUCUAUUUAUGCCAAAUAAUAGCCAAAUAAUAAUGUACUUGUUAAGAUUUUGUUGCCGCAAAGUUCCUAAAACCCAACCCAUGAGGAUAUUUAUGGGAAAUUCCCAUUAAAUUCUAUUAAAAAUAUUCUCUAGAAUUAAUAUUGUAUUAAAAAUGUAUAGCAAAUAAA